UAUCUUGAAUUAAAUAAAUGUUUACCUAAAAACGAGCUAAAUUGUCUGAUUUUUGAUGUUUAAAAGCAUUUAUUUUAUUUAUUCAAAACAUAAAUAAUGCAUUAUCACAAUUAACAUUACCAGUUGAUAAAAAUACAGAAAACUUAACAAAUUAUCAUAAAACACCUGUUACUUGCAACCUUUGCCCCUCCAUUUUUUAUAACACAUGUAAAAGUCACCUUGACCCCAUAAUUCAUCGCCCCCCAACUUUUACUUUUACUACUCUAGUCGCGUCUCAGCCAUAAUAAACAAAUGAUAAUUCUGUGAUAACACUGAUAAGUGCUAAUUUUAAACGUGGUCAUGUCUUCGGUUUCAAAAAUUUUCGAAAAAUACACAAUGACCGUUCUUGAAACGAUAGGUGCAGGUGUUUUAACCUAUGGGGUCCUCCACUUACUCGCCUUAUGCCUCGUUGAUUGUGAUUUAGAACUGACUUUUUACUCCCUCUUCGGGAAAUCACCAAGAAAACUGAAAGGCAAAGUGGUGUUCAUCACGGGGGCCUCCAGCGGCAUCGGCGAACACACCGCCAAAGCCCUCGCCAAGCACGGCGUUCGCCUCGUCCUCACCGCCCGACGCCCCAACGAACUCGAACGAGUCAAAACCGAAUGUCUCCAAUUAGCAAAAAACCAACUGGGGGACAAAGACAUCCUCGUGAUCCCCUUCGACAUCACCGACUUGUCCCUCCACAAGGGGGUCUUCCAACAAGCCCUGAGCCACUUUGGCACCAUCGACAUCCUCGUAAACAACGCAGGACGCUCCCAGAGGGCCCUCUUCGAACACAUCGACAUGGCCGUCGACAAACAAAUGUUCGAAUUGAACGUUUUCGCUGUGGUCAACUUGACCAGACUUGCUGUAAAGCAUUUCAAUGAAAAGGGGGCUGGGCAUGUGGCAGUUGUCUCGAGUCUUGCGGGGGUUUUCGGGGUACCAUACUCGGCCACGUACACAGCCACCAAACACGCAAUUCAUGGCUACUUUGAUGGCCUCAGGAUUGAGAAAAUGGGACAAAAUAUUGCAGUGACUCUCCUAUGUCCUGGACCAACUUUCACCAAUUUCCUACAGGAGAGUUUCACGGAAAAAGACGGCCAGAAAUAUGGAAUUCCAGCCGAAAGGAAAGACAGGAGGAUGACAGGGGAAAGGUGUGGACAAUUAUGUGCCAUAGCCUUGGCCAAUAGGACGCAAGAAUCCUGGAUGGGGCUCUUCCCCUUAAUGCCUUUCGUCUACACUGCAGUCUACUUCCCAACUGUCUCAAAAAUAGCUUUGAGACUAUUAGGGCCCCGUGGACUGUUCAAAAUGCGAGACAGCAAAGACAUUCAAUUCGAUCAGGGUAAGCAAAAACUUUGAAGUGGUGAUGGACUGCACAUUUUUCCACUAACAUUAUUUCCCGUUUCUGAGAUUAAUAGCAAAUAAGUGGUGAUGGUGUUACUUCUUUUUUCUUCUUUUUUUUUUCUUUAAACUUGACUAAAAACUGGCUUUAAAUUCGUAUUUGGGGUUAGAAAUGUGGUUUAAUAUCUUACAAUAUGUACAAUAAAGCGAAUUAGAGUUG
Messenger RNA from Tribolium madens (black flour beetle), 1579 nucleotides. Its product is annotated as dehydrogenase/reductase SDR family member 7. The transcript is spliced from 6 exons. The record is from RefSeq and is a predicted model, not a curated record. NCBI's taxonomy places the organism in Eukaryota, Metazoa, Arthropoda, Insecta, Coleoptera, Tenebrionidae. Gene Ontology annotation, molecular function: oxidoreductase activity. The coding region runs from base 340 to 1377 and encodes 345 amino acids.